GCAGAUACAGAUGAAAUGGUAUAAAAGGGCUCCCUGAGCUGAGAUCUUCCAACAGCUUCCUUUGGCUUCAACUCCUUCACUUCAUUUCUACUCCCUCUGAGACUUUGACUCACCUCCAUCCAACAAUGGUUGACUGUGGUCCAUCCUGUGCUGUCCCAUCCUGGGCUUCCACCCCCACUGUUGGGUUUGGCUCAGCAGGAAGUCUUGGCUAUGGUGGUCUUGGCUGCGGUUUUGGAGGACUCGGCUCUGGAUUUGGAGGUCUCGGCUCCGGUUUUGGAGGACUCGGCUCUGGAUUUGGAGGACUCGGCUCUGGAUUUGGAGGUCUCGGCUCCGGUUUUGGAGGACUCGGCUCUGGAUUUGGAGGUGCUGAAAGAGCAGCCAACCUUGGCAUCCUAGAUGGGAUUAUCCCUAAACCCAUCAACCAGAUCCCACCAGCAGAGGUCGUGAUCCAGCCACCUGCCUCUGUCCUGACCAUCCCAGGGCCCAUCCUCUCUGCCAGCUGUGAGCCUGUGGCUGUUGGAGGCAACACUCCAUGUGCCGUUGGUGGUUCUGGGCUGGUAGGAGGCUAUGGCUAUGGGUCAGGUCUCCUUGGAAGCAAUUUCGGUGGCUACCUUGGAGGUUCCAAUUUUGGUCUGAGGAGGGGUGGGCUCUUUGGAAGGAAAUCCCUGCUGGGACGUCGUGGCAGUGUAUGUGUUUAG
Lacerta agilis (Sand lizard) is the source of this 698-nucleotide messenger RNA. Its product is annotated as shematrin-like protein 2. The record is from RefSeq and is a predicted model, not a curated record. Gene Ontology annotation, cellular component: intermediate filament. Gene Ontology annotation, molecular function: structural constituent of cytoskeleton. The transcript has 2 exons. The coding region runs from base 126 to 698 and encodes 190 amino acids. Lineage: Eukaryota; Metazoa; Chordata; Lepidosauria; Squamata; Lacertidae.